AUGUCAGCGGUAGCAGCAGCAGCUAAGCAAGCUGUGAAACGAUUCCGAUACAGAGAGUUUGAAGGGGCCUUGUCUCACGAAAAACGCUUCGGUCAACCCCCAGAAAUUACCAAUCCUUCAACCGACUGGCAUCUCUGGCGCGUCCCAAACCCCUUCGUCCCAUGGCGCCAUCCGAAAAAUGGCAGAUACCACCAGCCCAAGUAUUCUCUUCGCCGUCAGGUGGAACUUGUUAAAAAGGCCAGGAUAUCUGGGACACUGCAUCUCCUUCCGCCAGGCAUUAAGACGCCCAAGUACGUCGUCCCACCGCCCGUCGAAACUCCUGCUGCACCCACACCCGAAGUCGCGGAGACGUCAGCAGGCGCGACCGAGGUGGAGAAGCAGAUGUCGAAGAAGAAGUUGCUUGUAAAGCGACUUGACAAGUUUUUUGAUCGCCUGUCGGAAGCCCCGUUCGAUUGGUACGUUGGUCAAGGUAGGGAGGAGAGGGAGGAGGCCAGAGUGAAGAAGGUGCUGGAGAAACCUGGCGCGGAGCUUGGUACGCGAUUGUAUGCGGGUAAGAAGCGUAUGUUUAAGGGACAUAAGUGGGAGAGGGUUAAGGCGCAUAGGGAGAGGAGGCAGAAUAUCCUUAUGAGGGAUAUGAAGAAGAGGGUGUAUAAUUAUAAGAAUUAUUAUAAGAGGAGGAGGCCGAACCCUCUCAAGCCUCCGCGAACUACCAAGGCACCCAAAUUACCAUUUUGA
Laccaria bicolor S238N-H82 is the source of this 735-nucleotide messenger RNA. RefSeq lists its product as uncharacterized. Lineage: Eukaryota; Fungi; Basidiomycota; Agaricomycetes; Agaricales; Hydnangiaceae. Bases 1 to 735 code for a protein of 244 amino acids. Gene Ontology annotation, cellular component: mitochondrial large ribosomal subunit. The transcript has 2 exons. The record is from RefSeq and is a predicted model, not a curated record. Gene Ontology annotation, molecular function: structural constituent of ribosome.